Molecule: messenger RNA, 1827 nt
Organism: Trypanosoma cruzi
Lineage: Eukaryota; Euglenozoa; Kinetoplastea; Trypanosomatida; Trypanosomatidae
Product: protein kinase, putative
Exons: 1
Coding region: 1-1827 (608 amino acids)
Biological process (GO): protein phosphorylation
Molecular function (GO): protein kinase activity; ATP binding
Source: RefSeq, a predicted model, not a curated record
AUGAACUUGGAACGUGAGGACUUGAGUUAUUGUGAGCACCAAGGUGUACCACUGCAGUCAGAACCGACACGCAUUGAUUUUGACGAGGGCUAUUACGUUGGCACCGUCGACGAGGAAGGCCACAUGGCCGGUUACGGUAAGGCUUUCUGGACGAGUGGUGAUACAUAUGUGGGUGAAUGGCUUGAUGACACCAUGAAUGGCCGCGGUGUUUACACUUGGGCGGAUGGCGAUUGCUAUGAAGGUGAGUACAAGAAUGGCCUACAGGACGGUUUUGGCGUUUUGAAGGAUGCUACGGGUGUUUACACUGGAGAGUGGGUUGACGACAUGCGCCAGGGUAUUGGCAAGAUGGAGUACGUUGGUGGAAGCGUGUAUGAGGGAGAGUGGAUUGCCAAUAUGCGUCACGGACAAGGUAAACUCACGGAAGAAACCGGUGUUACUUAUCACGGCGAAUUUGUGCAAAACGAGAAGGAAGGCAAGGGAGUAAUGACGAAUGCGGAGGGUGACGUUUAUGAAGGUGAAUUUGCACGCGGAAAGCCCAAUGGAAAGGGAACAUACAUUUGGGCGGAUGGUGCCAAGUAUGUUGGCUCUUUUAGGGAUGGCCUUAAACACGGGCAGGGGUGUGAGUGGAUGGCGAAUGGCGAUUGGGUUGCUGGUGUUUUUGUUAAUGGUGAACACGACCAACGGCAGGCGGUACAUAAAGCCGUGGUGACGGAUGAUGUUCAUCAGAAUGAUCAAAUAGACCUGGCCGACGUGAAAUUUCUAGAUGUGAAUUUUUUGCGUAUGCUGUCGGAGGGAAAGUUCCCUGUGGAGGAUAAGAAAUACUCCAACUACUCUAAUACCACAAGCGGUGUCACCGGUAGCAUGGACGAUACCCCACGAGGGAAUGGCAACGCAAGUGGCGGUUUACCGUUGGCCAAAAGUUUGGCACAUCUAGAGCAUGGAAACAUCGGUAGUAGUCCUGCUAGUCCCGUAAAAGCACCCUUUAAACAACAGGGUCGUUUAAUGCUUACAGAUGCGGAUUUAGAAGGGUGGCGGCAAAUUAAAAUUAUCGGAAAAGGCAGUUUUGGGGCGGUUUAUGAGGCCCUUCUAGUGAGUGGACGAACGGUGUGUUGCAAGGUGAUUGAGUUGGGGUCUCUCUCCGACCGCGAGGAGAUGGAUAAACUGCGAAAUGAAAUUGCUCUAAUGAAAAGACUUCAUCAUCCCAAUAUUGUGCAGUACCACGGCUGUCAAGAGGAUCGUAGUAAGAAUACGUUGAACAUAUUCAUGGAACUUGUCAGUGGAGGAUCACUUAACACGUUUGUAAAGAAAUUCAAAACAAUCCCACUGCCGACGGUGCGUCAGUGGACAUAUCAAAUGGUCUGCGGGGUGAAGUACCUGCACGACUGUGGUAUUGUGCACCGCGACAUCAAGGGCGACAACGUUCUGGUGUCACUUGAUGGAAUCAUUAAAUUAGCGGACUUUGGAUGCAGCAAAGCCAUUGAUGACGUCUGCAGUAAGACACACGGCUGCCAGACGAUGGUUGGAACGCCAUAUUGGAUGGCACCGGAGGCGAUCAAGUGUGAAGCAGGUGGAUAUGGCAUGAAGAGCGACAUUUGGUCAAUCGGCUGCACCGUAGUGGAGAUGAUCACUGGGAAGCCCCCGUGGCCCGAAUGCAACUCCAUGUGGGCUGCAGUGUACAAAAUAGCGCAUUCAACGGGCCUCCCCACGGAGAUUCCAAAAGACUUGGAUCCAAAACUCAUGAACUUUCUUGAGUUGUGUUUUGAGCGUGACCCUAAGAAACGUCCAACGGCGGAGCAACUCUUACGACACCCAUUCUUGGCGAUUUAG